Molecule: messenger RNA, 2253 nt
Organism: Pongo pygmaeus (Bornean orangutan)
Lineage: Eukaryota; Metazoa; Chordata; Mammalia; Primates; Hominidae
Product: cytochrome b-c1 complex subunit 2, mitochondrial-like
Exons: 13
Coding region: 561-1691 (376 amino acids)
Biological process (GO): proteolysis
Cellular component (GO): mitochondrion
Molecular function (GO): metalloendopeptidase activity; metal ion binding
Source: RefSeq, a predicted model, not a curated record
GAACAAGGCCCCUGUUUCACGGAGCUAAAGAUCCAGUAAGGACUUCACCCAGCAAGAGGCAACUACGCUGGGCUUCGAUGCCCAAGACCUCUGCAGAAAGGUGGAGUGGCAGGAAUCUCCUGAAGCCCCCAAUGUCCAAGGACGCGGAAACCCAGGGCCUCCAGUGCAGGUGUCAUCCCGGAGAGCGCCUGCGGAGUCCCAAAAGAGGCGCGUCCCAUUGGACAAUCCCGAGCGGAAGAGGCCAAGACAGCGGGGGGAGUUGUGACGGGCUGCUGCAGACGUACUUAGAAAAGGGGUGCAUACUGGAUAUUCAGGCCAGGAGAAGAACGCAAAAAGCAGUGACGUACAUUAUUCUCUGCAUGUUUACUUGGGAAAUUGUGCGUCUCCCUAUUCUGAGUCUUGGAGGAAUUGGACUGGUCUAACUCUAUGCAGGGAGCAGUAGAGCGCGGCAGUAUAGAGAGUACCUCACGAAGGGGACGUGGGAAAGUGUUAGCGGGGAACGCUGGGAAACGGCUUUCCUUUAAUCCGGCAGUGACCGUGUGUCAGAACAAUCUUGAAUCAUGAAGCUACUAACCAGAGCCGGGUCCUUCUCGAGAUUUUAUUCCCUCAAAGUUGCCCCCAAAGUUAAAGCCACAGCUGCGCCUGCAGGAGCACUGCCACAACCUCAGGAUCUUGAGUUUACCAAGUUACCAAAUGGCUUGGUGAUUGCUUCUUUGGAAAACUAUGCUCCUAUAUCAAGAAUUGGUUUGUUCAUUAAAGCAGGCAGUAGAUAUGAGGACUCCAACAAUUUAGGAACCACCCAUUUGCUGCGUCUUACAUCCAGUCUGACGACAAAAAGAGCUUCAUCUUUCAAGAUAACCCGUGGAAUUGAAGCAGUUGGUGGCAAAUUAAGUGUGACCGCAACAAGGGAAAACAUGGCUUACACUGUGGAAUGCCUGCGGGAUGAUGUUGAUAUUCUAAUGGAGUUCCUGCUCAAUGUCACCACAGCACCAGAAUUUCGUUGUUGGGAAGUAGCUAACCUUCAGCCUCAGCUAAAGAUUGACAAAGCUGUGGCCUUUCAGAAUCCGCAGACUCAUGUCAUUGAAAAUUUGCAUGCAGCAGCUUACCGGAAUGCCUUGGCUAAUCCCUUGUAUUGUCCUGACUAUAGGAUUGGAAAAGUGACAUCAGAGGAGUUACAUUACUUCAUUCAGAACCAUUUCACAAGUGCAAGAAUGGCUUUGAUUGGACUUGGUGUGAGUCAUCCUGUUCUAAAGCAAGUUGCUGAACAGUUUCUCAACAUGAGGGGUAGACUUGGUUUAUCUGGUGCAAAGGCCAAAUACUGUGGAGGUGAAAUCCGAGAACAGAAUGGAGACAGUCUUGUCCAUGCCGCUUUUGUAGCAGAAAGUGCUGUUGCGGGAAGUGCAGAGGCAAAUGCAUUUAGUGUUCUCCAGCAUGUCCUCGGUGCUGGGCCGCAUGUCAAGAGGAGCAGCAACACCACCAGCCGUCUGCACCAGGCUGUUGCCAAGGCAACUCAGCAGCCAUUUGAUGUUUCUGCAUUUAAUGCCAGUUACUCAGAUUCUGGACUCUUCGGGAUUUAUACUCUCUCCCAGGCCACAGCUGCUGGAGAUGUUAUCAAGGCUGCCUAUAAUCAAGUAAAAACAAUAGCUCAAGGAAACCUUUCCAACACAGAUGUCCAAGCUGCCAAGCCCUAAAACAGGCAGCAACAGCUGAAGUGGAUAUCACAGAAAUGAACAGACAGCAGAAGCUCUUCAGACACCCCCAAAACCUGCCAAAACUCACAGGUAAUACAAGUGAAACGAUAGCAUAAGAAGAAAAUAAACAUGAGAAUCUUGAAACUAUAAGCAUUGAACGGUAUCCUCCAUCCAAGAAGAGAACCCAGUUCAUACAAGGAAAAGGCAAAAGGAAAAGGUCAAGACUGUGACCUUUGUAACACUGUGACCCCAGCUGUGGGCAGGUGGAGUUGUCUGUGGUGACACCAACCACAGCCCUGACACCCUGGUUUCACAGAAGGCUUUUCAAGAUCCCUGGUCUUCACACUCUAGCAGCCAAAAGGUAGGUUUACAAUACGCACUGUCCCCAACUUGCCAUGGAUCAACUACAAUUUUUCAACUUGACUAUGGAGGAAAACCAUCGCAAUUUCAGCUUCCAGUCAUGCAUUUUUAGUUUGCAUUUUUAGUAGAGAUGAGGUUUAGUAGAGAUGAGUUUGGCCAGGCUGGUCUCAAACUCUUGACCUCAAGUGAUCUGCCCACCUUG